CUCGAAAAGGUUGCAGAUAGAAGAGGUGGCAGAGUGUGGAUAUGCUGCUCAAUCUCCCGCCCGAGGUCCUGACCUUCCAUCUCUGUCGGUUUCUCGACCCGUAUGCUCUGGUGGCUCUCUCGCGGACAUGCCGUGGUCUGCGGUCGUGGGCGGCGUCGUCGCGGGGUCUGUGUCUCAAGCGGCUCUCUGGUGGGGCGACUGGUCUCUCCUACUCAUGUGCUGCUGCAGAUCCGGCUUCCGUUGUCCACGUUGACCGCGCAGCCCGUGGGACUGUCCUCAUGCGCGCGGCUAUCGCUUCGCUCACCGCCGACGAUGCGCUCGCCGGCCCGCGCCCGCUUGUGGCCGAUGGCGUCGUCCGCACGCCCAAGCAGCCGCUCUUUCCCACCUACGCCCCGCAUCUGUUCCACAAUCCGGAAGCACGACUCUCGCUCGCCUUUAAGCAUGUGUCCGACAUGACGGUUGCAGGCCGUUACGACGUGUACGACGUUGUGGGCGAUUCGGGCGUGGUGGCCUCGGUCGCGGUCGGCGCAAGAUCAGUCCGCAACAAGUACGGGUGCAUGAUCCGGAGACAAGAGUCGGCCUUUGGUGCGUUUGUCACCGCUACCCAUGUCAUUGUCGUCUGUGCCUCGUACGGCAUCGCCGCCGUCCUGCCGUACACCGCCGGCGCAACUGCAGCCGACUACGACGGCGACGAAGUGCAGUACGUCAAGCUUGCGGCUGCAUCGCCGUCGGCCAUAGCUGUCGCCGGCCGUUACCUCGCGCUCGGCUUUGCCAACGGUGUUGUCCAAGUCAUCGACACUGAUCCCGAAUCGCCGGCCUUCUUUGCGGAUGCCACCACACGCGCCUCGUGGCCGCUCUUCCCCAAGGGCAACCCAGUCACCAACCUUGUCUUUUCCAGCGAUGGCACCGAAGUCUUUGCCGCGUGCCCCAACGUUGGUGCUCGCCGCAUCCCCCUCGCGGCCUUUCCGGUCCUCAUCUGCUCGGCGCUCACCGGCCGCCAAAAGGCGCAAGCACGUGCCAUGCAGACGAGCUACCCGUUGCCGCGAGCCAUCGCAGGCUUGAUCGUCCUCCCGACCUCUGUCGUGCUCUACGAUCAUGCCAAGGCCAGCCUUGUCGUUUUCGAUGUCGAGACUGGAGGCGUUAAGCGGCGCCACAAGGUGCCGCACGCUGCUGGUCUCGAGCUGCGCAGCCUUACGUUUGACAUCGACACGCGCCGGCUUGACCUUGUCGCCCGGACCGCAAUCCUCAGCGCAACCCUAGUCCCUGCGCAUCAGCAGCCGACCGACGAAUCUGAGGUCUUGGAGCCAGGAUUGUCGGAUCCGAAUCCAGAUCCCGAGCCGGUAGCUGCUGGGCCGAGCCGCAAGCGGCGGCGCGACGAUGCCGACGCCGACGAUGACACGAAUGGGUCGCGGCCGACCAAGGCCCGCGACGGAUCCCCGCGGGCGCUCGACGGCGUGAUUUGCUGCCUCUCCAGCGUCUCGGAGCGCAAGGCUGUUCUCCAAACCGCCAUUGUUGAGGCUGGCGGUCGAGUCACGGACCGAGUCACCGCCGGUGUCGAUCUGCUCAUCACCGACAGUGGCGCGGAGACCGCAAAGGCCCGCAAGGCAAACCAGCUCGGCAUCGAGCGCCUCACCUCGGUCCAGCUCCGUGACCGCAUCGCCAGCUUUGACCCAUCACAGCAGGCAUGA
Molecule: messenger RNA, 1688 nt
Organism: Thecamonas trahens ATCC 50062
Lineage: Eukaryota; Apusomonadida; Apusomonadidae
Exons: 2
Coding region: 42-1688 (548 amino acids)
Molecular function (GO): protein binding
Source: RefSeq, a predicted model, not a curated record